AUGAAGAUCUCCUCUCCCUGGACACUGGCGGCAGUGCAGCUCCUGGCCGCGCUGGGUCCGCGAGCCGCAGUCUGCGCUCCCGCUCCCUUUGCGGUGACGGGAAUGGGUUCGGAGCACGACAAGGCUGCCGCCCUCUUUGAGAUUCAUCACCCAGGAAUCAAGUACCACGGUCAAGGCCAAGGCCAAGGCGAAGAUGGCCAGAAGAAGAUGAUGGCCCCGUCGUACGACGAGGAAACCCUUUACAAGAUUCAUCAUCCCGUUCCCACGGGGCCAGAGUCGUCCGCCUCCUCCCACCCGGGAAUCGAGACGUUGUUCACGCAUCACCCGUACGCGAUUCCUAAUCAUCCCCUGUCCGAGGAGUCAGAGUCGGGGGAACAAGAGGGAACAGAAGAAGAGGAUGGUGAAAAGGGAACCUACCAUCACGACUUCCCCACCAUGUCCAUCCCAUCCCGGUACUACUCGACGGUGCUGGGCCGACGGCUCCUUGCACUGUCGUCGCACGGGGUACUCACGUCGGUGUUCCCGUCGAACCUCUCCGCACCAGGCCACGGCCCGCCCGAAAACGUGGCCGAUACUCCCAUCGGGCUGCCCGAGUACAUCGCGUCGUGCGAGGAACCGAGCGGCAACCCGACGAUCCUGUCGCUUAAGAUCUCGACGGCGACGCGCAACGCCGCCGCGGGCUCCAACGUCUCGCUCUCCCUCAGCUGGUGGGACGAGUACAUCCACCUGACGGGCAAGAGCCCCUGGGCGCUGGCGAACCUGCCCCGCCUCAGCCUGACGGGUUACCUCGAGGAGAUUGACGACGACGACACGGACCCAAAGGCCCUCGAGACCUGCUUCGUCCAGAAACACAGGGACAGCGUCAUGUGGCUGCCCGGCCGCAAGUGGGCCGCCCACGAGAGCAUCUGGACCCGCUUGGUGGUGACCCAGGCGUACUGGAUCGGCGGCUUUGGUGACCGGAAUUACAUCGGCUGGUUCGACCCCGAGGAGUGGCGAUCCGUCAAGAAGGACCAGUGGGAGGCCGUCAGGCUGCCGGGGGAGAAGGCAUAA
Molecule: messenger RNA, 1050 nt
Organism: Fonsecaea pedrosoi CBS 271.37
Lineage: Eukaryota; Fungi; Ascomycota; Eurotiomycetes; Chaetothyriales; Herpotrichiellaceae
Exons: 1
Coding region: 1-1050 (349 amino acids)
Source: RefSeq, a predicted model, not a curated record